ACAGGGAGUCUCUUGCGUGGUCGGGACCCUCUGACAACUGAAGGAAACAUGCGAACUUGUAAGGUUGGCUCACAUUGAGGCAACAUAAGACUCCUGUGCCGGUCAGGGUCUCCAGUACCGAACGGUGUGCCCUCUAACCCCAUUCCAGCAUGGGCCUGUUAGGCCCUACUGGAGUCUAUGUGCCAAUUAUAUUACCACCUGCGACGGGCAGGGAUGUUGUAGCGUUAAUAACGGUUCAUGCGUCGAUCCAGGGUCAACUGCGCUGGUCGGAAGGCCCCCCACGUCAGGAAGCGAACCAAUGUGAUACGAUAGAUCCCUCGAAGGGCCUCUAGAUCGCCCACGGUGUGCCGCCCCGCGUCACCAGAAUGACGGCCGAGAAACACACCGCGGUUGGACAGAAUGGCCCUUCAGCCAUUGACCGUGUACAACAAUGUGUCCGGUGGUCUUGUGCUCAAGAGGGCCAUUUACCGGUUGCAGUUGUGGCCGAAGUGGACGAGGCUCCGCUCAUUCAAGAUGUAAAAACCUUUGAGGAGUUGGUUCGCCUUGAGGUUCAAACGGAGCGUGAAGGCGGCGUGAUGCCGUUGCUGAGGAGAAGUAAGCUGGCACGCACAUCCGGCCCUCGCUGCUGUCGCAAAGAGCGUAUGGUGGAGGGGAAAAGCACAAAGGCGAAAAAGCUGGGAAUGCUCUGGCGUUGCCGCACGUGCAGAAAAACGCUGAGCUUGUUCAAGAAUAGCUUUUUCGAGGGCACGCAUUUGACUGCAUUAGGGCUGCUGAAGGCAGCAUUCCUGUAUGUGCGAAAAUGCAAUGAGAGCAAGAUAAGGGAAAUGAUGUCGGGUUGUCCGUCAGCUCCCGGUCUUGCCAACUUUGUGCAGACGCUUCGGGACAUCAUGUCUAGGGAUCUAGAGUACAAGCUGAUGAAAAAGGGCUUAGGAGGUCCUGGGAAGCCUGUGGUGGUCGACGAAACAGUGCUUACAGCAGCAGAAAAAUAUGGACGGGCUCAAAGCAAUGAGAAGUGUUGGGUGACAGGGAUCUAUGAUGUAGAGGCGAAGGUGGGCAUAUUGCUGUUCAUGAUUGAUUCAUCACGAGAGGAGGGCAUGUCUAAAAUCAUUGGACAAGUGGAGGAGGGAAGUAACGUGUACCUGAAAAAUUACGGCGAGUGCCCGGCUCUUGAAAGUGGAGCCAUCAAAAACGUCAUCGCGAGUAAGAACCUGACUUUCAGUGCGCCAGACGUGGUCAUGAGCAAUACCAUCAAGUGUUAUUUUAGCCGCCUGAAAACUUUCCUGCGGAUAAGGAACUCAAAGAAGCUCAGUCUGGUCCCAAGCUAUCUCGACGAGUUCAUGUGGUGUGAGCGCCAUCGAGGAAGAGAAUGGCGUGGCUUCAUCGAAGCAAUACAGGAUGCCUAUCCUGUGAGAUAGCCAAGCACAAGGUGCUGUCAGACGACGUCCCGCAGACCCGAGUUUCGGCUGGGGCUGCUGUUGGAGCCGACCGGCCGGGACGGACGCCAGCGGGCAGGAGGCGAUCCGGCGCGCCCUCUCCUCGCCAGAGGCCGACGCGCCGCGCGGCAUGGGAUGGCACCCCCCGAUAAACCCGGCACAUUGCCACCAUGAAAUUCCGUGGUUUGUGCGAUGUAUCAGUAACGCGUUGGACUUCUGCACCAGUACUCAGUUCAGGUGAUAGCCCUGCUGCAUGUGGCCGCUAUGGUGCAAGACAUAUUCGUUGCCAAGAUGUAGUUCGAACGCUCUAGGUGUGAUGGACCUGUGACAGUGAGCACAUUAUCUCAGCGCCGCCGUUUCAAAGAGUGCGUGUGUGUACCUGUGUCUGACUGUGACAGGUGGUUAGUUAGCCUUUUUGCGGAGCCAUAAGAAGUUGUUUGCGUUCAACCCUGAGAGGACGAUGUAAGCUGAUUUUCAUGAACAUUGACCUAUAACUCCA
Molecule: messenger RNA, 1932 nt
Organism: Pollicipes pollicipes
Lineage: Eukaryota; Metazoa; Arthropoda; Thecostraca; Pollicipedomorpha; Pollicipedidae
Exons: 3
Coding region: 366-1415 (349 amino acids)
Source: RefSeq, a predicted model, not a curated record